Lachancea meyersii CBS 8951 is the source of this 1950-nucleotide messenger RNA. NCBI's taxonomy places the organism in Eukaryota, Fungi, Ascomycota, Saccharomycetes, Saccharomycetales, Saccharomycetaceae. The record is from the annotation of a GenBank genome assembly.
AUGGACCUUUUCAAGAUAUUGGACACGGUUCCAGAGCCUGCCAUUGUUGAUGCUCGAACAAUGGGCGUUUCAGGCGACGUCUCUGGCGAUUACUGGCUUCCAGCGCCGAUGUGUCUUUACCAAAAAGAGUUGAGCGAGCAGAUCGUUUCACUGCAUUACUCGGACAUUUUGAAGUACUACGAGACAGAAGAUUACAAUACAGACGUGGUGCUGUACUCCAUGGGAACUAUGUGUCUUAACAGCCAAUACGUUGCGACACACCCGUACCUGCUGAUAGACCACUGCGUACCGAAAUCGCUGAUCACCAAGGACAUCCCGAACCAUUUGGCAGAAACGAGUGGGAAGUUUGCAGUUUUAAAAGAUCUGAUCAGUCUCAUCCAGGAUUACAAGACAGAAACAGCACUGGUAUGCCGAUCUGGCAGAACCAUGGAUCUUUUGGAAGCGCUGCUUCUUGGCAAUAAAGUCAACAUUAAACGUUACUCUGGUCAGUGCAUCAAAAUUAAGCAAAAACCUAGAAAACACUCGUGCACAUGCCAUCUUUUCCCCUCGGACGAGUUGCCUGGAAAUUCCUCCGUUUUCGACAUCGACCCCGCUAUUCAUUUCGAUCUUUUAUUGUGUUUAGACCCGUCCGUUGACAUAUCAAAGCCGCACGUCCAGCAGAUCCUCACCCAAAAUAGACCCCAGAAAGGCCCGGAACAAAAGGCACCGGUAAUGCGACUCACCACGAUCAAUUCCAUCGACCACUGCGAAUUAUACCACAGCAAGUUUUUGAAACCUGGCUCGAGAGAAUAUUUGGUCAAGGUCACUGCUGCUGUGGUAGCUCUUCGUGACAUAGUAGGAACUUUGCCACCAGACCUUCGGCCCAUAUACUCCCAAGGUCUGAAGUACAUGCGCGAGUGGCUCGAAGAUCCCAGUAUACCUUGGCCCCUACCAGAUAUUUAUCCAAUAAAAACCUACACCCCCAUGGAUGUUGAAAAAUCUCUGCUAACAGAAGUUCGCUAUAGCCAAGUUGACGAUGUUCUUGCUCAGGCUUUGAAAAAUGGUCGCAAACGUGGCCGCAAGCCCAACUCAGCGUUUUUGAAGGAUUCACAGACCCCUUCUUACUACGAAGUGAAGAGACUAAAAAAUGACUAUUCCACAAACUCGCUUAAACAAGAUAUGGCACAGCUCACGGGUAUCACAAACGCUAAAAAUGGCGGCGCAGCAAAUUACCAUCUCUCGGGUGGUCAACUUACUCACAAACUUAUACAGGCCAUCGGAGAGGCCUACAGCAGACUCCGAAGACAAACUUCUGAGCUAAAUGACUUUCAUGCUGCAGAUAAAAGUCAAGCUCUACGUGCGAAAGUUAGCCAAGCAGAGUACGACGACAUUAAGGACAAAGCUCAUGUAGCCGGGAAAGAUCACGCAAUAAAUAUACAAGAAAGUGCUAGGCUGAUAAGUCGGGUAGAGGGUGUGAAUUACGAGAUAGAUCGCACUGAAAGUCAAAUUAAGCAGCUUCUCGGAGUUGCACGGGAGAAAGGGCCUGAGUAUGAGAAUUUAGUAGACCUUCUCCAUCAGAUUGCAGAAACUCAAGAGGAAGUUGAGGAGCAAAGGAGAUCAGCGGACUCAAAGGCAACAGAAGAGAAGUAUAUGACAGAGGAGCUGAUAAGAGCAGAACAAGCUAUCACAGCAUUUGAAAAAGAGGAGGAAGAACUUUUACAAGAAAUAAAAGAGCUGGAAAAACAGAUCGACAAUGGGCUUGUUGAAGACCAAGUGCUGUCUCGAAAAUCGCAUGAUAGAAUACAAAAAUUGAGAUCGCAGAUAAAUGAUGAGAAAGCUAUUUUAGAGACCGUGGAGAAACAGAUGGAGACCUUGACUGAACAGUUAAAAAAAAUACCCUACUCAAGAGUUCGAUCAGCAAAUCCAGUGCAAAGCUCCAAGCAUAGACAUCAUAUGAAACACAAAAAGUAA